AAAUUACAUUUUUGUUGUUUUUUGUUUUUGUGCUGAAGGUUUUAAGCCCGAGGGAGACCAGAAAAGAGGAGCAGCAGUGUGGUGGAAUACUCUAAAAGAGAGUAACGAGAGAGCGAUAAGUCUUUGGGAAAGAAAAACAAGAGACAAAGCAGCAUUUUCUGCCUUUCCCUGAAUAAUACGCAAGCCCACACUCUCGUACACACACUUCACUCCCUCUUGAAAAAGAAUCUUCGAACCAGCACCAAAUCAGAUGGAAAUAGAUACCCCUGCAACGACCCACGGAGGGUCACAAAAAUCAGUCCAUUUUGAAGUUCCGGAGAGCAUCCAAGUACCUGUGGACCUCACCGUUUCCAUAACGCAGCAGGAACAACAAGCAAAUGGCGCCUCGGGCAAGUCUAGACGCAGGAGGACCUCGUCCAGUGGCAGCAAGGACGACGAGUCUCUUGGUACGCCACCGCCUCGUCCGAUAGCUCCUUCAAAGCUCAGGAAGCUAGCCGAGAAGGAUAGACACCUUUCCCGCUCCGGGAAAGGUCGAGGCAAGCCAAAGAAGGGUGGUGCAGGUGGUAAAGGUACUUGGGGCAAACCAAUCGAUUUCUUUGACGAAGAAGGAGGACACAUCAAAGACUCUCGUGAUCCUAACUAUGACUCCGACGAAGCAGAUGAUGACACAUACAUUGACUCACCCGUUUCUCCUCAGCUGAAAGUUGAUGAAUUCAACAGACAGGCUGAAGCUCUUUUUAAAGAGUAUUUUGAUAAUAAUGACAAAGAUGAAGUUCUUGUCACCUUGCAAGAAUUGAAUAUUAAGAACAUAAAGCCAGAAAUUAUUCGUUCAUUGAUUGCUCUAGCUAUGGAGAACAAGCAGUGCAACUGUGAAAUGGCCUCACAGUUGAUCUCCUAUUUGUGUGGGCAGGUCAUAAAUGCCCGUGAAAUCAGCACAGGUUUUGAUAUUCUACUCCAGCAAUUGAAUGACUUAUCUCUUGAUGUCCCUAAUGCUUGUGAAGUCCUUGGUAGCUUCAUAGCAAGGGCAGUCGCUGAUGACUGCAUCCCACCCGCCUAUGUACAGAAUCAUCACACCACCAGUGACCCAUGUGUACUUAAAACUCUUAAAAGAGCUAAAGUCUUGCUUGGCAUGAGGCACAGCCAUGCCAAGCUUGAGAAUAUAUGGGGCAUAGGAGGUGGACAGCAACCAUUGUCUCACUUGAUUGAAAAAGUUAUCCUAAUCCUCAAGGAGUAUCUUUCUUGUGGUGACAAAGAUGAAGUUGUUCGCUGCCUCCAGGAAUUGUCUGUGCCUCAUUUUCAUCAUGAAGUUGUUUAUGAGGCUACUAUUCUUUUCAUGGAGGACGGGCGCGAUUCUUGUUCCCAGAAGAUGAUCGAUCUCCUCCAACACUUGUCUAUCACUACCCUUAUCACUAGUGAUCAGUUCCAGCAGGGUUUUCUCCGCAUUUUCAACGACAUGACCGAGAUUGUACUUGACAUACCUCAAGCUUAUCUCCUCCUCAACAAGUUCAUUGAGCGAGGACUCCAGGCUGGCUUUGUCUCUGCAGCAGUUGCUCAGGAAGUUCCUCAAAGGGGUCGCAAGCGUUUUGUCAGCGAAGGAGAUGGAGGAGCCUUCAAGAAUCCAGAAUACUGAGGAUCCAGUUGCUUCUCUCAUCGCAGUUGUUAAUUUUAGGACUUUUUGAGCUUGUAUGCAGCCCCUGCCCUCUCUCGUGUUUGUCAAGUAUCUACACAACGUCACUCAUUAUCUAGUUAGAGAAGCCCCUGCUAGUGUACACAAGUUAUUAGGACAUUACUAUCAUUAUUAUUAUUAUUAUUAUUAUUAUUAUUAUUAUUAUUAUUAUCAUUAUUAUUCUGGCUAAAGGAGAAAAAGGGAGUAAUCACUAAAGUUUAAAAGCAACAGUCAUUUUUAAUUUUCCAAAAAAAAGAGGUUGUGAGAGAAUUUUAUUUCUUUUUUGGAGGCCUUAUGUUCAAUCUGUUAUUGUUACUGUGCUAUAACUGUCUUGUAUUAUAUCAUUAUAUUGUUUGAUUUGUUUUAAAAAGAAAAAAAGAAA
This is a messenger RNA of Amphimedon queenslandica, 2048 nucleotides long. Its product is annotated as programmed cell death protein 4-like. The transcript has 10 exons. Gene Ontology annotation, cellular component: nucleus; cytosol. Gene Ontology annotation, biological process: negative regulation of DNA-templated transcription. The record is from RefSeq and is a predicted model, not a curated record. Bases 251 to 1630 code for a protein of 459 amino acids. NCBI's taxonomy places the organism in Eukaryota, Metazoa, Porifera, Demospongiae, Haplosclerida, Niphatidae.